Molecule: messenger RNA, 3742 nt
Organism: Ectocarpus sp. CCAP 1310/34
Lineage: Eukaryota; Phaeophyceae; Ectocarpales; Ectocarpaceae
Source: the annotation of a GenBank genome assembly
ACACACCUCCUGCUGCUGUGGCGUUCACUAUGAGCCGCAAGCGCACGUUGCAGCAAGUAGCUCUUGCGUUGGCCUCUGCUUCGUACGUGGGGUACGUUGCCCUCGACCGAUUCGCGCUGCACGACGAGACAGCGCUCGAGAAUGCCAAGCGAAGGGGCCGGCUUCGCGGAGAAGCGAAGGUUCGCCGCGUGCAGAUGGAGGAAGACGCCGCUGCCGCCGCCGCCGCAGCAGCAGCAGAAGAAGCAGCAGCAGCAGCAGGGAAAACUCCUACGGAGAAAAGGGCUGGGAGGUAGCCUCCGAGCCGAUAGCGCUCAGUCGGCAGUGGUUCGUCGCGGCGUCUACUGCUUCUUUCACGCUGUGAGAGAGGUUGCUGGGUAACACUAAAUUACCGCACUAAAAGGAGCAGCAGGCUGAUUGCUCGCCGCCGUCUUCAGCUGGUGGUGUGGUGUGCUAUCUGCUUAAGGCGCUACCUUUGACACGGUCGGUAUAACAGUGAUUGGCCGGAGAAACGACGCGGUUUAUGCGUCUCCUGUUCUUCGAUACGCAGCCGUGUGUAACCUCGGUUCGUGUGCUGGUACACAUGGCCGAAACGGAGGUCUCAGUAUAUAAUUACCGAGACAGGAGUGGGGCGUCCAACGUAGGGCCGGGGCCCGUAGUGGCACACUUGUCACCACACGGUGUUUAACUCUCGGCUGUGUUCAGCGGUCUCCUUUCUGCGGCUACUGACUGCUUCCAUCGUCCGCCACAGAUCAAGGUACGGCGUGGUGUCCAGGGGUGGGGUAUGGACUGAGGAGGGCUCGUGCGCUGAUAGGACGGCGCGCACGGCGCUAGGCCUGUUCGCAGUCCUGCCUCCCGUUAUCCGCGGCGCAUCUUGCGCGUGGACAUUGCAAGAGCAUAUUCUCACAGAUGUUUGGCGGUGACGGGACUGCGUGCUGCUGCCCGUCGCUGCGAAGCUUUCGUCCGUACGACGUCGGCUGUCCAUGGGAGGAAAAGAUCUGAGCACCAUUGGAUGGUGGUGCAGGCGCCCCAAACGAGAGACCUGUGCCGAACAGGGCUGCGAGACACAUGCUCCACCGUGAGCGGUGGCUGCGGCAGCGUUACCGACGGUGCGGUAGCGCAAGAGAUCGGUCAACGUUUCCCGAUUUUGGCUGAGAGGAAGGAUACACGGGGAUGAAUAUGAUAGUGAUGCUGACGAGUGUCGCUAGAGCUGCUGCGGAUUUCAAGACGAGUUGAGCAGGAAGCCGCGUGAACAGCACUGGGGGGCAGCCAUCGGUGGUUGUGGUGGGGACGUUGGCUGCGUGUCCGGCUGGCUAGGCUGCUGUGUGGCUUCGGGAAAGUUAAUAAUAGGUAUGUGUGCACGUAUGAGUUGGAGGAAGGGACUCCAGCUUUAGGGUUGUCAUCAUGCAUGCUGGUGCUGUUUUGUAGGAUUUGGUGGCGUGUGUUUUGACUCGAUGGCCAUCUGUCGUUUUCGUUGUUGGUGGUCGUCUUCUUCCGCUUCUUGCUGGGUGAGUGUAGUAGAGCUGUGCGGUCUAUGUACAACAACACCCUUGUGCGUGCAUGCACCAUGUCUUAUGGGCUUUCUCCUCCUGUGGUCGUGCUAAGGGCGCAGCCCCUCUUGUAGAAGCCGAUACCAACACCAGCGGCGGCUGCCGCUGCUACUGCAGCUUAGACAGCUACGACGUGUAUCUUUUUUAGAAAGUAUACAUGUAUUCUUCGUUCGUCAAAAGGGGUUUUGCCGAAAAGGUUGGAGGAUGAGGAGGGCUUCACCCAACCGCUACAUGGGUAAAGCUGUAGAUGGACUAGACCCCGCCACGGCUGCGUUGUGUUGUGUGUAUAUUUUUGCCGACAGCCCAAUUCAGGCGACUAGAACGUGGAAAGAUGCGUUCGUGAUCCUUCUAUUCUCGAUUGGUGCUCGUUCUGGGAAUUCACAGUUAGCCCUGCGCCUGACCCUGUUUUUGAGCCCAAAUUCUGUCACGCGGAGGGUCUUUCGAAUAGACUUCUUUCUUUUUUUUUUCCGUUGCCAAGCCAAUAAAAGCCGACUAAUUUUGACAGCGGCGUCCAUUUCCAGGGCGAACAGGCUGAACAUGUGCUGCGAUGGCUUGUAUUUUUUGAAUUUUUUUGAGCGGGCGUGGAUGCGCGCGGACAACAACACAUACACGGACAACACACGGCGGUGGGGUUGAUGCGUGUGCUCCCUCGAGAUCAAACUAGACCUGCGACCACCUCACUGCUGACCGGCGCCACAAAUCAUGGCCCCGAGUGGCAGGUUAGGAGCGUGAUCGACGAUGUUGUGCCGGGGUCGGAGUCUGAGAGUGGUCUGUCCGACGAGCUGAGCGGGGAGGAUGACGAUGAGAUGUGAUAAAGAAUCCGCGAUGGAUGAAGGCAGAUGUAUUUUGAAUCAACACGAAAAAAAAACGUCGUUUGAAACAACGCAACACCACCCAAAAGGCACUGCCCCCGCUCGCGACCUUUCCUCCCCUGCACGAGGUCGAAGAGGUAUUGCGCAGCACGUGUAUCAGCCAGAGCUACUGAUGGCGCACUAACGAUAGAAAGAGCUGCAGUACCGCCGGCGGUACAGCCUUUGCGCCGUGACACAAAUGUAGGCGAUGGCGAAAGAAACGCCGAAGUUGAUGGAUGAUGGCAGGCAUAAUUAUAUAUUCAACACGAAAAAAAAAGUUGAUUUGACACAACACAACAUCAAAAAGGAACUGCCCACGCUUGCAACCUUUCCUCGCCUGCCUGAGGCCGAACAGGUACUGCGCAGCAAGUACGUAAGCCAGAGCUACUGAUGGGGCAGCAACGACAGAAAGAGCUGUAGUAGCGCCGGCGGUACAGCCUUUGUGCCGUGGCACAAAAAUCAUUUCACCGAAAAAAUGCAGCAGCAGCAGCAGCAGCAGCAGCAGCCGCAGCAGCAAGAAAAACAAACGCACAAAAAAAACAAAAACUCUCGCACAUCAUCCCAGGUGCUCCGGCCACCACCGCGCUCGCUUUGCCUCCGCCCGCGCCCACGAACCUGAGACGACUGCCUACCACCCCGCCCCCUAUCAGCUUGUGCUACUACCUGGCGUAGCUCUCGCUGCCUGCUUGCUUCAACUUUUUCUGCUGCUGCUGCUGCUUCUUUUUCUUCUGCUGCUACUCUCUCCGCCUUUCUCUUUGCCGCGUUCGCCUUGUUCUUUUGUACGCGGGCGGCGUCAGCUUUCGCCGUUGCGGCGUCGCGGCUCCGUGUCAACCCCUUGACGUCUGCCCUCCUCACCAGCCCGUCGAACCUUGCUUGCGACGCCCUGGCCUCCAUCGUCAUACCAUGUUUUUUGACACAUAUCUCGUUUUGUCUCGAGAACUUUUGCUUUCGUUUUUUCCUCGAGUCCGACGAUUUUUUCUUCCCAGUCGUACCCAUGAGUACCCGAUGAGUACCCGAUCUGGGGAUUCGUUUUGCGCGACGAUGACGCAGUGGAUUCUAGCGUGGCUUUUUGCGUCACCUUGCUGAGAAGGAGAGCUACGCUUUCAUCGGUGGCGAUUUGCGUUGAAGUUGCUCACGUUCGUGGCAGCAGGCGAAAAGGGCCGAAAAUCACUUGUUUUUAGAGUGUUCGAUGGGUUAGAACCCGCCGAUUGAAAAACUGACCGAUGAAUCCAUAGAUAUGUCCUGUUCACAGGUGUGUACUGAACCGCAAGAGCCAGCUCGUUUGUGGCAUCGAGUAUUUCGCGUUUUUCUCUCGCUCUUUAAUAUCAAGCCAAAACAAGAUUU